UGUGGAUAGGGUUCUGUUGUCUGUGGUAACGAGACGCGAAACUGCGAUACUCACGUCUGUGAAAAAAAAUGCGGCGCCCGGUGAAAUUACAGAGAAAUCCAUUCGGCUGUCCAAUCAACACUGCAACAAAGUAUUAAGUUCUGCGACAUGACAAAAUUAUAGAGUGCGCGACAAUUUCUUCAGUUGAAAAUACGUUAUUUUUGUCAUGCGAACUUGUCAAAGUGUCGUGCACGAAGUAUAAAUCAGGCAUUACGGAGAGUUCCCGACAAACCCCGUAAAGCCAUGCAUAUGCGUAUUCAUAUAGGUAGAACUGAAAUGAAGUGACAAGAAAAGUAGAACUGAAUAAAGUGGAACUGCUCCUGUAACCUGUUGAUACGAAUGUUUAACUUGUUUGCUCCGUCCUAAACGUGUUAACGCCUUGACCAAAAAUAAACCAUUCUGACGUAAACUCUAAAACACGCCUCUGGUUGUGUUGAAGUCCAUCAAGACUAUCGAAAGCGACUCUAGGCUAUAUAAGAGACGCGGGUAGUCAGGGGAACUCGCUAUAUCGAAUUGAAAAAGCGAAAGUAUAGACUCCGAAUGUAAGUAUGUCAUCCAGCAUACUUUUAAUAAGACAAGUUCAGUCCAUCGUCAGAUUCUCCAAAGUUUUGCAGACGACUUGGACAUCUCAGCGAUCAAGCCUGCAGUUCCUUGGAUGUCGUGCCCUCCAUGUGGACAGUGCCCCCACCGUGCCCGAGCUGACCACCAGCUAUGUCCACGGCACGUCCUCCCGGUCGCUGCUGUCCCUGACCGUGGGCCAGGCCCUGCAGAACUCUGCCGAGCGCUGGCCGGACCGCGAGGCUGUGGUCUUCCUCCAGGAAGGCGUCCGCAAGACCUUCGCGCAGUUACAGCAAGAUGUGGACCAGGCGGCCGCUGGGCUGCUUGCUCUGGGGCUCAAGAAGGGGGACCGGCUCGGAAUGUGGGGGCCAAACAUCUACGAGUGGAUCGUGUUCCAGUUCGCCACAGCCAAGGCUGGCAUCCUACUGGUGUCUGUGAACCCAGCCUAUCAGCUUCAUGAGCUGGAAUUUGCCCUGAGGAAGGUGCAGUGCAGUGCUGUCGUGUGUCCCACGAAGUUUAAGACCCAGAACUACUGUGACAUGCUGAGGCAGAUCUGCCCUGAGGUAGAGACCGCAGCACCUGGAGGGCUCAGGAGCGCCAGACUGCCAGACCUGCGUGCGGUGAUUGUGACGGACAGCCGCCAGCCCGGAAUGUUCCACAUGGACGACGUGAUGCAGGCGGCGGGCAGCCAGCAUCGGCAGGAGCUGGACGUCCUGCAGAGGAAGCUGUCCUGCGACGACCCCAUCAACAUCCUGUUCACAUCGGGCACCACAGGCAGCCCAAAAGGUGCUACUCUGUCCCACCACAACAUCCUCAAUAAUGCCAACCUCAUAGGGAUACGUUUAGGCUACAACUGGAGGCCGCAGGUGCGCGCGUGCCUGCCCGUGCCCCUGUAUCACUGCUUCGGCUCUGUGGGAGGAGCGCUGAGCAUGGCGGUGCACGGCAUCACGGUCGUCUUCCCCUCGCCCGGUUACGAUGGCCGGGCCAACCUGGAGGCCAUACAGAAGGAGAGGUGCAAUUAUUUCUAUGGCACGCCCACCAUGUUCAUCGACAUGCUGGGGCAACCAGAACUGAACAAGUUUGACCUGUCCUCUCUGAAGACUGGAAUAAUGGCCGGUUCUCCCUGUCCAGCUGAGGUGGUGAAAAAGCUCACGGCUACCCUGAAUAUGGAAGUGAUGAUCGGGUACGGCACCACAGAGAACAGCCCCGUCACGUUUAUGGUGUUCCCGCUGGACAACAUGGAGAGGAAGUCUGAGACGGUGGGCUGCGUCCUGAGCCACACUGAGGCUAAGGUGGUGGACCCCAGCACUGGGCUGAUCGUGCCCCUGGGGGUGUCCGGAGAGCUGAUGAUCAGGGGCUACUGCGUGAUGCUGGAGUACUGGGAAGAUCUGGCCAAAACACAGGAGUGCGUCUCCAAGGACCGCUGGUACAGGACCGGGGACAUCGCGCAGCUGGACGGGUACGGGUACUGCCAAAUCGAGGGCCGGAUCAAAGACAUGAUCAUCCGCGGGGGGGAGAACAUCUACCCAGCCGAAAUCGAGCAGUUCCUUCACACCCACCCCAAAGUGCACGAGGUGCAGGUGGUUGGGGUGCCGGACGAGCGGAUGGGGGAGGAGGUGUGCGCCUGCAUUAAGCUGAAGGAGGGGCAGGACUGCACUGCUGAGGAAAUCAAAGCCUACUGCAAGGGCCAGAUUGCCCACUUCAAGGUCCCGCGCUACGUGACAUUUGUGCAGGGCUACCCGCUCACUGCCACUGGGAAGAUCCAGAAGAACAAACUGCGUGCAGAGGUGGAGAAGAGUCUGGGAAUAUGAUGAGCCACAUCUGAGCAUGUGUGUGUGUUGAGUGUGUGUUUUAGGGUGGCACAAAAAACAAGAUUUUCUAAAUGGGACAAUUUCCACAGGGGCAUAUUUGGCAAUGUAUGCAAAUUUUUGUGGGUUUUUUUUUUUUAAACAUUACUUUUUCUGACCCUUGACCGAAAAAAAAAAACUUGCACGGUAUCGGUUCAGCUCUGCAGUCUCCAUCAGACACAGAAGGCAGAGAUUUCCACUCAGAUGAAGUUUCCUGGAGGCGCGCAGAGAGACGCACGCUGACGUGAGAUCCAGGAGUCAUCUGGAGAAGCGUCGUCUCCAGCGUUGUCUCCACUUCAGAAGGUCUUACAAUGAUCUCAUUUUGGCACGGGUACACGUUGACAUAAUUUAAGGUGCAUGCCGUCUCCUUGCGGCCACAGUCUGGAGACGAUCUCUUGCCUUACUUUGACGUUUUCUACAUUCAGACCACGAGAAAAUGGAGAAGAAUUUUGUUGUCUGGUAAUGUUUAUACAAAAGCAAGGACCUUGGUGUCUGACACAGGAUUUAGGAAAAAAAAACAAAGGAUAAAGAUGUGAUCUCCAAAAUCGAGGUAAUAUAGAAAUGUAGUCAUGGAGAUCUAUGGUUAGAAAUAAGGGAUAGGCAAUGAUUAAGCCCUAGGAAUCGAGUCAGAAUUAGUGAUAGAAUAUCUACCUCUUUAGAGAUAGUCUUCCACGGAGAUGAAAGUAAUUUGGCUAAUAAAACUUGAAGCACAAUUAAGCAGAUGACAUUAUGCAGUACCUAUAUCUGCAAGGCUCUCCAAAUAUCUUCUGAAAUUGCCAAGUGUGUCAUGUGAACGAUGCACAGAAAUACAAAGUUGACUCGCAAGAACAGUUUUCAUGUCCAACUCACAGUGGCCAUUUUCUGGCCCUUUGCAACCCUUGUGUGUGUGUGUGUGUGUGUGUGUGUGUGUGGGUGUGUGCGUGUGCGCGUGCGUGUGUAGGCGGACAAUGGCCCAUUUUUAAAUCAACCUCCUCCUAACUUCAUUUUUGCUCAAAUACGUUUAAUGGCAUUCUUAUUCCAUAUGCGAGCCAAAGAUAUGAAAUCAUUUUUUCUUUUUAAUCACUGAUCAUGCAUAUUCAGUACUUCUUGUCUUAAAACUGCACAGAGAUUUUAUACAGAUAAUUAUUCUUUUGGUUUUGUGUAUGUUGUUUGUUUGUGUUUGUGUUGGGUAAGGUUGUGGGGCGGGGGCGUAUGCCGCGCAAAAUGUUCCCAGUGGUGCGUUUUGUCGAUGCCUCUGCCUGUUGUCGUUGAGAGGACAUUUUAUGCUUGCUGGGUUGUUUCACAGAUGACUUUCUAAACCCUGGGGCUAAGUGAAGCAGUCCUGUUUGCCAAAGAAUCCAGAAACCAAACAUGAAAGCCAAUGCCUGCAACUCCUUGCAAUGUCUUUUGUUGGGUAAAAAUGCCAAAAGAAGAAAAAAAAAACAACAAAACGAUCUCUCUUCUUAAAACAAUCUAGUCGCUAAGGAAACACAAAUAUGACUAAUUCAGCUGUGGACCAAGUCUGUUACUGUUUUAAUGCAAUGUGCAUGUUUUAAGCCAAUGUUAAAUGUGAUUCUACCAUGAGAAAUAGAAAUGAUUUUCAUUUCUGCAAGUCACUCUGCAACCCUGAGAAAAUUACAUUACAUUACAUUACAGGCAUUUAGCAGACGCUCUUAUCCAGUGCAUCAGCUCAAAUUCAGCCAGUUUGGAGAGGCAGCUGCAAAGCUUUGAGGUCACAGCAGGACAGGAAGCCCACAGACUGGACCUUUUUUUUGAGGGAGAGGGUGGGAGGUGGGGCUUGGGAUUGGGAGGAAACUCGCUUCCCCUGCAGGCCUCCAGUAACUCGUACUCUCUGUUAUUUACAGUCCUGGCCGAAUUCAUAUGCAGUGAUUGAUACUUUUUCUACUUUACAGUGAAUUAAUUUAAAUACUGCAGGCCCCAUUUGUAUGCUGUGACCAAUGUGUAAACUAAAUACAACUUUACAGAAUACAGCCUCAAAAUCCUACAGAAACAUCCUAUAGAUCCUGUCACUUCCCUCCCUGGCUGCGUCACAAUCACCCCCCCCCCCCCACCUCCCCCCUCCCUUAAUCAUCUUUCUUCACUGCCAAAAGAGGACAAGGAAGUACAAAGUAAAGAUUUGCCUGGUCACAUGACACAUUUUUUGCAAUGCACAAGCAUGCUGAAGAAAUAUUUGAUGAUGUAGUCCCCCUAGUGGCUGUAUCUAGUAAAUAAAUAAAAAUUCCUCAGUGUUUCUUCCACUGAGCUUCAAUUACAAUUACAAUGUAGGCAUUUAGCAGACGCUCUUAUCCAGAGCGACUUACACAACUUUUACAUAGCAUUUUACAUUGUAUCCAUUUAUACAGCUGGAUAUAUACUGAAGCAAUUUCGGUUAAGUACCUUGCUCAAGGGUACAACAGCAGUGUCCUACCCGGGAAUCGAACCUGCGACCUUUCGGUUACAAGUCUAGUUCCCUACCCACUGUGCUACACUCCGUCCUUACACAACUUUUUUUUACAUAGCAUUUUUUUUUACAUUGUAUCCAUUUAUACAGCUGGAUAUAUACUGAAGCAAUUCCGGUUAAGUACCUUGCUCAAGGGUACAACGGCAGUGUCCUUACCCGGGAAUCGAACCUACGACCUUUCGGUUACAAGCCCAGUUCCUUACCCACUGUGCCACACUCCGUCCCUUCACUUCAUUAUGAACUGGUUAAGUUUUAAUGGAAAAAUACUUCCCAUCCAUUCUUGAGGUUCAUUUUGACAUCAAAACAUAUUUUAGAAUAUAGUGAUUGAUUUUUUUGAAGGAUCUUUUCUGUUGAUUAACACAUUUUUGGUCCAAUCUUUUUUCAUGGUAAGAUGUCUGAAAUCAUCCAGCAGGAACGUGUAGCCCUCUGUAGUUCCAGACUAGUUUCCUGUAGUUUCCUGUCAAGCCUGAUAGCUUCUUGCGAUUAAAAUAUUGGCAAAAUAAACUUUGCUCAUUUCAUGUUGAAACCUGA
This is a messenger RNA of Anguilla rostrata (American eel), 5415 nucleotides long. RefSeq names its product acyl-CoA synthetase family member 2 (gene acsf2). The coding region runs from base 588 to 2408 and encodes 606 amino acids. Gene Ontology annotation, molecular function: medium-chain fatty acid-CoA ligase activity. The transcript is spliced from 16 exons. NCBI's taxonomy places the organism in Eukaryota, Metazoa, Chordata, Actinopteri, Anguilliformes, Anguillidae. Gene Ontology annotation, biological process: fatty acid metabolic process. The record is from RefSeq and is a predicted model, not a curated record.